Molecule: messenger RNA, 1081 nt
Organism: Arachis stenosperma
Lineage: Eukaryota; Viridiplantae; Streptophyta; Magnoliopsida; Fabales; Fabaceae
Exons: 5
Coding region: 1-1032 (343 amino acids)
Source: RefSeq, a predicted model, not a curated record
AUGGACCUCUCCAAGGAUGUCGAGCAGUGUGUAAAACCAGCUGCCACAGGUCCCUGGGGAGCUCAACUUUUCGACAAGGCCAUAAUCUAUGAAUCAUCUGAUUCAUCAGAGGAGAUUGUACUAGAGUUUCCAGAACUCACAAGUUCCACGAGGCGCGAACAUUGGCUAGCACUGAUAAGGGAAAUAAUGUUUCUCCACCAGUUUUUAUCGAAGUACAAUAUCAAUGGUCCAAUCCAAGCAUGGGAGAUUCAUGCAAGGACAAUAUUGGGAAUCAUAAGGCUUCAUGCAGCCAGAGAAAUGCUAAGAAUAUCACCACCUGUCCCAACGAAGUUCCUAAUAUUCUCCUUAUACAACGAGCUGCCAAAGGGAGAUUAUGUUCUCGAAGAAUUCGCAGAUAGCCUCAAGAAGGUCAAUAGCGGACACUCGUGUAGCGCAAGCUCAAUCCUUAGAAUUAUGAACAUGUAUAGGUCCAUACCUUCUGAUGAAAUAGUAGAGAAGCCAAUUCAAGAAGUUGAAAGUAGCACGAGUGCUUUAGAAGAUAGUCCUUCCUUGAAGACAGCUAUCAAACAAUCAAGGGAGGAAGAAAAGGAAGUUCUCAUCGCGAAAGCUACCACUGAAGAAUUAAAGGAUGAUGGUGUCAUCGACAGCAUUAUGGUUCUUACAGAACUAUUAAAACCACUCAAACAUGUAGUCCCAUGGGUUCAAGGAAUCUUCGCUUGGGAAAGGCCAAUAAAUACUGUUGCUGUUCUUGUUCUAUCUCUCAUAAUCACUUAUAUGGAGUGGGUUGGUAAGGCAAUCGCAUGUUUCUUGAUAUGGGUGAUAGUAAAGAUGCUUGAGGCAAGAAAAAACAGGAUAUGCGAGAAGCGCAAAGAGAUAGUAAUAAGUAGAACAAGUAUGGCUUCGGAUCAGUCCACGGUGGAGAGCAUUGUCUCAGCCCAGCAUGGAUUGUAUACUGUUCAUGAGAUCAUGCAGAUAGCUAAUAUAGCAAUGCUAAAGAUAUGGUCAAUACUUAUUUACAAGGCAGAUAAGUGAUUCCAUUUAAGUACUUCCUAAUGGGAAUCAUUCUGCAAACCUUUGCCAC